Caenorhabditis angaria is the source of this 3611-nucleotide messenger RNA. Lineage: Eukaryota; Metazoa; Nematoda; Chromadorea; Rhabditida; Rhabditidae. The record is from the annotation of a GenBank genome assembly.
AUGUCUUCGGGUGUUUUAACAAACGGGGACUCGAACGAAAGUGGAAUGUAAGAAUUCAUUUAAAGCGUGAUGAUAUAUAAUUUGUUGUUCAUUUUUCAGAACCGUCAAGCAGUUUCUAAAUGAACGAUGUAGGUUAUCAAAAUUCUUCUCGCAGAUUCCAGAUGAAGAUAAAUUAUCAAAAGCUCCAUUAAAACCCAUGCCACCAAGUAAGUUUUUGGAAAUUUUUUUUAAAAACAUAGAAUUGUUCAUCAAAUCCUAGAAAAUGUUGUUGAUUGAACGUUAUUAUUUUACUCGAUAAUUUAUAACUGAUAGCUAAAGGAAAAAAAUUGAUGGAUAACAUUACACUAACUUGUAAAGUUUUUGUAAAGUAUUUCUCCAGAGUCCAGAGUAUUUUUCCAAAUCCAGAGUAUUUUAACAAAAAAGAAGUUUCUAUAAAGAACCUUUGUGAAAUCGAAUAUAUAUUUCGCAAUAAUAGAUUUACUAUUCAAGAAAAGUUUUCCUAGAAUACGGAACAUGGAAUUUCAGCGCAUAUCUAUAUGUUAUUUUGAUCUCAACUGAUGGGGUUCAAAAAUUAGCAAACUAUUUUUUUUGAAAUUCGAGAAUUUCAGAAAAGUAAUUUAACAAUUCGGGUCAUUUUUUUAUCCUAACUAAUUGUCUCAACAACACAGGGUCAACAACCAGAUAGGUUACGCUAGUCAGAAAUCAGAAUAAUCAGAUAACUUCCUAUGUACCAGUUGUUACCAGAUUUGGUCAGCAAAAACUGGAUAUUGUUUUUCUUUCACUGUUGUUUGUGUUUUUGUCUUUAGAUCGACUCUUGUUUUAACAUAGUAUUGAAGUAUAAACUCUAUCCUAAUUACUUCUUUAUAAUUCAAAUGAAGCUGGAACUGAAAUUGUAUUUGAUGUAAGAUCCCACACUAAAUCUGUCACCUGUGUCGUGAUAUCCAAAAAGAAACAGUUUUCUCACAAUUAGAAAAGGGCGUGUGUAGUAUAAUCUUUUUCUUUCAUUUUUUUUCUCACAAAAAGUUGUCACCUUUUUGUUCUUUUUGUCACAUUCUUUCUUUAUUUCCCAUUUACUCCACAACCCGGUUAUAUAAAUUUUGACAAAAAAUAAUUUCAAUUAUUUUUUUGACCUUAUCGAUAUUUUUUAUGUCCUCCUUAUGGUUUCCCUCAUAAGACUCAAAUGUUUCGCAAUGUUUGACCAUGCAACCAUAUGGUCGGUCGAAAAAGACAUAUAAAUUAUAUAAUAGCGAAUCUCAACAUCAUUUUGUGCGAAUAGAGUCACCCAAAAACAUUUGGGUUCUGAGGAGAUAUUUUUCAUAUGUUAUGCGGAAUAUGAGUCACAUGGUUGGCUCUUUCUUGAUUUUUUCUGUAUUUUUAGAAUUUUCAAAUAUCUGGUUCGACUUUAGUGAAAUCUAUUGUUUUCCGAAUGUCUGAAAAUAAUUAAAGAUAAUUUGAGUUAUUAUCACCGCGAACGAAAUGAUUCAGAAAUUUUGGAAACUUAACAGAGUUUCCUUCUAAAAAAUUAUAAAUCUUUUCAUUUCUUCUUUUGAAUUCAUAAUCAUAAUCUAACUUUUUACUUAUGAAAAUAUUCUUUCAAAGUUGUCCAACCCUUGAUCUUUAUAGUUGAUACAUCACAUAAUGUUCCAAUAUAAACACAAAUAGACAUUGUCUCCCGUAGAGAAUAAUAAUAUUGUUAUUGUUUUUAUUGUUGUUUAUAUUUUUCUCAUCCGAACGGAUGGCACAAAAAUGUGACAAUAACCAUUGAUAAUUUCCCAAAAGCAAAAUUACGCGUCAUUCCUGCUUGACUCUAAAAAUCGUCAUCACCUGUCAUCGUCACCAGUCAUUUUAUGUCUUUUUUACGAUAUCUUCUUGUCUAUUUUAUCUGUUGCGAGCUGUGACCGCUUCUAUCUAUCUAUAUUCAAAUAUUAUUUCAAGAAUUCUUCCAACAACCAACAACAAAAUUUCGACAUUUUUAGUAAUGGAUUUGAUGAACAAUUUAAUUCUCGAUUUACACGAGAAUUAUAAAGAGAAUUUUGAUAAAUCACAAUUUGACCAGUAUAUUGUUCCAGCGGAUAUUAAUCUACAUGAUAUCCCCUCGGCUUUAGAACAGCUUACAAGAACGUCACCUGUUGAAAAACGUAAAGCUUUACAAGAAUCAACACCUAAUAAUGGAGGUAAGACAAUUUUCUAUGAACAUUUUUUAACUGAAAUAAAACAUUUAAUUUUUCAGAACCUUCUCAUCCUAAAAAACAAAGAAUGGAUCCUCCCACAACUUCAAAUCGUUAUGAAAAUUCUCUAUUAUUAACAACACAAAGAUUUAUGAUGCUAAAACAGAUAACUAGAGAUAAGGUUAGUAAAAAUCCUUGAAAUGAAUAAAAAUAUGGAAUUGUACUGAAUUCAGAUUUUGAAUUUGAACGAUGCAGCUGAUUUUCUUGAAGUACCAAAACGUCGACUUUAUGAUAUUACCAAUGUUUUGGAAGGUAUUGCAAUUGUUGAGAAAAUAGGAAAAAAUGCCAUACGCUGGAGGUAAGCAUUUUUGAGUAUAAUGUUUGUUAGAACCAGCUAGGCCAAUUUUUAAAAUAGCGGUCAGGCUCUGAAAAUUAGUUUGAUUUUCAAGUUUCCAAAAGGAUCUUCCAUUUGAAAUAAAUGACAAAUGUAGUGAAAUUAUUUUCUAAAACACUAAACAAUUUUUUUUUUCAGAGAUGAAGUUCCUGAUCAUCUCAAACAACAGCAAUUACAAGAAGACGUUGAAACACUCGAAAAACAAGAAGAAGAUAUUGAUGCACUUAUUCGAGACUGUAAAUCACUUUAUAGAUUAGCUGCUGAAGAUCCCGUUGAUAUGCCAUAUGCGUGAGUUGUUUUCUAAAACUUCCAAAAUCUCAUUCAAAUAUUUUCCAGUUAUAUUCAACGUUCUGAUAUUCGUACACUCGACACACAAAAUGAUACAACAUCAAUUGCAAUCAAAUCAGUGUCAGAUUAUGUGAACAAUGUUGAAGUACAAGUUGCUGAUCCAUAUGUGACUGGUGGAUUUCAAAUGAUUGCCAGAAAUAAAUCUGGAAAAGAACUUGCCGCUUAUUUGUGCAAAAAUGAUAAUUGUGCCACAUUUGAGCCAUCUGCAAAACAAGUUAAAGUUGAAUUACUUCCAGUCAAAGAAGAACUUGUUGAUGAAACUUAUGAACAAGGACCAUCAAAUGUUGUCAAAAUUGGUGAGUUUGGGAAAACAUUUGGGAAUAUAGAUUUGAAAUUGAGACGUAGAACUCAUAUAAUUUGAGACAUUAACUUCCAAUUUUUGUUUCAUAGAAACUUCGAAUUCAUCUUCAUAAUAAUAACAAUUUGAUUUUUCAGAGCCAUUCGACGACUAUGUUAUCCCAGACGGAACCAAGAAGACAGGUCCACAAAUUGCUAAUGUUAUUGAAACUCCAGGACGCGGUCUCUACAUGUCUCCACUCAAGCCACUUAUGGAUCCAUCAAUUUUGAUGCCUGGUCCACCAACAUCCUCUUCUGGUUUCAUUCCAAUUCAACUUCCACCAACUCCACCAAUGAGACCGUGGAAUAAUUUGGCUGCUCCACCAAGUCUUCUCGAAUUAUUCCCAUUAGAUGAAACAGAUUAA